This is a messenger RNA of Seminavis robusta, 4383 nucleotides long. The record is from the annotation of a GenBank genome assembly. NCBI's taxonomy places the organism in Eukaryota, Bacillariophyta, Bacillariophyceae, Naviculales, Naviculaceae.
AUGAUGAUGAUGAAGAUGUCAACAUUCGCAAAGAAGAAUCUUGCCCGAAGUCGUGCCAGCGCAACUACCCUUGGUUGUCUGUGUCUCCUCGUGGUCUGCAGCUUGGCGGCUGCCACCACUCCCGAGUUUGAGACACAACAGAUGAUCAACGGUAAUAACGCAUUGCACGCUUCCGCAUCCUCUGACGCAAACACCUUGGCGGGUGUAAGCGGUAGAGCAAGCACUGGUAGCAAAACUGCGGAGGAAGGACAGAGUCUAUGGAGCCAACAACCCCCAAAAGUGGCCCUUUUGGAAACCCGCUCCGAGACGUCUGAGUCUUCUCAAGCUUUUGCUGCGCCUGCGCCUGCAUCUACUGCUGCCAGCGUCAGUGACAAGAUCAACAAUAGCAACAACAACAACUCCCACAACAAUGUUAUCGCCGAUACUGAUAACAACAACAACCCUACUACUACUACUACUACUAACAACAACAACAACAAUUUGAAUCUUGAGCAGCAUGCCAGCAACAACAACUGUCUUCCAUCGAUGGCAUCGAUGUGUCGACCUCUCCUGGCGGCUCAAGAAAUGGAUGCCGGACAAGUUUGUGUCUCGGUACAAGACGGACAUGUGAAUGUCCAUGUCAAGGCAUCUGAUUUCUGGACCAUCUUGGAGGCUUCGGUUUGGAUGGCAAAGGCCGCCACUACUACUGUUCCCCUCCAAGAUGGACGUUUGGAUCACCGCUCCUUUCCCAUUCACAGUCAGCCCAACUUGCGUUCUGCCAGUUGGGAAACCACCAUUACUACUGCUACCAAUCAUUUUUGUACCUCAUCCUUUUCCUCUGGCGAGGCAAAGCAAACGGAAACGAAAAUGGUGGUGCGGGUCAUGGCGGCCGAAGUGAACGAUCAAGGCGCCCUCAUCCCCGGAACCGAAGAAACCGCCUAUGCGUAUGGACAAGUGGCCAGUGCCAGUGACAAUUACGAGGAAGAUUCCAUCUACGGAUUUUUGGAAUUGAUCCUCACAUGUCCAUGCACUACUGCUACUACUCAAGAAGGAGAACAACAAGAAAUGGAGGAAGAUUUGAAUACCGAGACCCACGUGGCCCGUCGUCUCGAUGGAUCGUCUUCGUCCCUUGCCUUGUUCUCGUCUGUCGCGGACCAGAGACGCCUCGCUUACUCUGCGUCCGAAACGGCUUUUCAACGACGCAUUGACGCUCAGGGGCAGCGUCAUCGUGUCCUACAAACACAAGUCGAAGAAGAAUGCUUUUCUGCCUUUGCGUACUAUGAAGAACAGGGAAAGUCCAAGUGCCUCAACCGUCUCGACUACAAGUUGGCCGGGACCGAAGACGAAAGUGGUUGGACCAAUGGACCUUUCACGUCUUCCUUUAUCCCGUAUCAGAUGAAACUCUAUACGGACGCCCCCGGUUGUGAUACCACUACUGACGCCAAGGAAAUUGGUAUUGUCACUGUCCUCUUGGACGGACAAGAAGUCACGGUGGAUUACAACCUAGACCCCGCAUUGAAGUAUUCUUUGAAGGAGACACACCUCUACGUCGGAACCGACCAGGUGCCUCCUUCGCAAAAACAUUUACCAUCACACCACACCGAGUUGACCGAGUCGGGAGGAGAAGCGACGCUUCAAGAUUCGUUCGUCGUGAGCAAGUUCGACGCCGGAGACGAAGUACAUGUCGUUGCUCAUGCAACGAUCUGUCGCGCGCCCCCCAAGAUUUACGUGCCCGGUAUCUCAAAACCCUGUCUUCCAACAAGGAGCCAUUCAGGCAAGGAAUGUUACCCCUUGUUGGCAGGGCCUACUGUUGAUGCCGGUCAACUUUGUAUCGAAAUGGUCAAACAAGGUGGCCCCACAUCCUCAUCCUACGUUCUCAAGGUAGCCUUCUCGACAUUUGGCGAUUGGGUCUUGGACCACACCUCUUUUUGGUUGGGAUCCAAUCUCACUCAAGUCCCGACAGUUGAUGGUACUGUCGGAGCCCUACCUGAUGAAAACAAAUUUCCCUAUUUUUAUUGCAACUUUACUGGUGCCACAUCCUGGGAGACAACCAUCCCCCUGAAUUUGACGACCAACUGUUACGGACAGGAAGACUUCACCUUGGCCAUGGUGGCGCGCUCCGAAGUAGUACAGCAAGACUACGACGGAGCCGAGAUUGAAGGGUCCAAGGCAGUGGCUUUCGCGUUUGAGCAUCCUGGCCACGAAGAAGGCGAGUCUGUUCCCGAAGAUGCAUGGUUUGCAUGGUUGGAUUUUGAUGUUAACUGUGACUGUACCGAGAAACCGCCCGACGGCAAAGGGGGCAGGUCGCCAGUGUGUGUUGAAUCUGAAGACAACUCAGGAACUGAGUGUGUGCCUCUCGUGAUUGAUCAGACAGAAGAAGCUGGAUCAGUUUGCCUCAAGGUGAUUGGUAGCAAGAACCCUGUGCUCGAAUUGACCUACCACUCCUCGGAGUACUAUUCCUUGAUUCAGAAUCAUUUCUGGGUUGGCGUCUCGUCCCUCGAAGAACUCCCGGUGCAUGGAGAUGGUUCUCCAGAUGUUGAUCUGUUUCCCUACUACUGGUGUGAUUACGCAGGGGAUGAUACCUGGCAGACACCCAUUCCUGCAAUCAAUCUGACCCUCGCUUGUCAGGCUGACAGUGUCAUCCACUUUGUUGCAAUCGCCCACGCUGCUGUAGAAGAAGAGGUCUAUGUUGACGGGCAUCUUGUUCAAGGUACUAGGCACAAUGCCUUUGCUUAUGAACUCGAUGGAGAGAACAGCUCCACUUGGUUUGGUUGGUUCAACUUUACUGUGGAUUGCGACUGCCAGCUUGAACCAACGGCGGCUCCAAGUACAAGCAUGUCACCAAGUGCAUUGCCAAGCUUUUCCCCGACGGUGUCACCUCGUCCAUCUAUCAGCUCUGUUCCUACCACAAGCCCUGCACCUUCCACGUCAACAUCGCCAAGUUCAAAGCCCUCUGGAGAGUUGGAUGAAUGGUACCCAUGUUACCAUGUAUGGGCAUACCACCCCAAGGCAGCUCUAUCCUUUACUGACAUUGGUGUCAGCGCAGAUGGAUGGACUAAUGGCCACUUUGACUUGUAUGGAUGUGGUUCAUGUGGCUGUUCUCCGUGUUCAUCUGGUAGCCCUCUUUGUGAUGAAGUGGACAACCCUGUUCAGCCCCUUGAUCAGUGCACUUGCGUCUGUCCAGGAGAAGGAUUUGUGGAACCGACCAGUUUCAGCAGCCCAAUGGUGAAGGCAUCGGUUGGAGCUCCAAUUGUCAUGGGUUUGUAUGCUGAAAGCUCUCCAAAUGGUGAACCGUCAGGCAAAUCAUUUGGGAAUAUUACUAUCUCUUUCACAGAUAAUGUGGCUGAUAUUACUUACAACGUUGCAGACCCAGUGUGGUAUGUAAUCACUGACACAGAUUUCUACAUGGGUGAAGAAAGGCUACCAACCAAUCAAAGUGGAGUUGAUUUGUCGCUUGAUUUAGAUCUCUUCCAAAAGCAUUCAGAUUAUGAGGCUCAGCAAGUGAAGCAUGUCAAUGGCAUAUCCUCCUAUGACUUCUACGUGGUGGCUCAUGCAAGGAUCUGUGACCUGCAUCCUACCCCAAGCCCAAGCAUGGAACCAAGCAGCAGCGAGGCUCCAAGCUCAAGCCCUUCAUCAUCUCCUGUUGAAACAAAAAGCCCGACGGCAUUCCCGACAACCACACCCACUGAAAUGCCAACAGAGGGCCCCACGGAAUUACCCACAACCCAAGUUCCUACAUUGCUACCUACCGUCGCAAGUGGACACCCAAGCGGAGCACCCACCACGGAGUCACCAACUGAAUCCCCCACAACAGAGCCGACGGAGGCUCCCACCCCACCUACCACAGGGCAUCCAAGUUCCGUGCCAACCUCACUGGCUCCUACCACAUCGAGCCCUAGCUAUGAAUGUGUGCUGGAGGUUGGACUUGGGAAUGAUCACUACACAGUUGAUGCUCCCAAGACUGACAUGGCAUCAUCGUAUGCACCAAAUUUCUCUCAGUUCCUUGGUCUGCUUGGAUCUGGAAGCAACAACAUGGGUGUUUCCAUUACCAUCCCUCCAAGCACCGGAGAAGCCAUGAAUGCUGACUUGCUCAGCAUUGAGUUCAACCUGUACCAGAUUGACGAAUGGAAUCCUCAAGACAAAAUCUUUUUGCAGAUUGGUGACAUUGAGAUUGAUCUUGGUGAGAUGGACGCCACGAGUGUCAGUGAACCCCUUGACGGCUAUGAGGGUGGCAUCACUUGGCACCGUGACACUGUCACACAGACCAGUAUCAACCUUGGCUCCUUCUGGUCCAAGCCCAACUACCCUGGCUCCCAGUGGCAUUCCCACAACCAGCAGCCCCACAACCCCAGCACCAACCAUGUUGCCCAGAUGUGCACCAACAGCUGCACCAACAUCUAUUGA